UCUAUCAUAUCUAGUUAAAUUAUACUAUAUCUUGCAUUAGUUGAUUAAACAAGUGUUGCUUUUAUACAAAUUAGAAAAAUGGAAACGAUUCUAGAACAACAACGACGUUAUCACGAAGAAAGGGAAAGAUUAAUGGAUGCAAUGGUCAAAGAAAUGCUUUACAAAAAACCAGGACAUAGAGAAAGUAUAAAUUCAGAACAUCGGUUAAAAAUGUUACUUGAUCAGUAUAUGGAUAGUACUUCGCAUUUACAGGAUUUAUAUGAAGAUAAAGAUGGUCAAAGAAAAGAAGAAGUACAAGCACUUUCUGGGCCAAAUGAAUUUUCCGAAUUUUAUUCCAGAUUGAAAUCUAUAAAAGAUUUCUAUCGUCGACAUCCUAAUGAAAUAAGUAUUCCAAUGUCUGUAGAAUUUGAGGAACUAGCUAAAAUGAGGGAAAACCCAACAGAGGAACUUUCAAAUCUUGUUGAAUUUACAGAUGAAGAAGGUUAUGGCAAAUAUCUUGAUCUUCAUGAAUGUUAUGAAAAAUAUAUAAAUCUUAAAGGAAUAGAAAAAAUAGAUUAUAUUACAUAUUUAUCAACUUUUGAUCAUUUGUUUGAUAUACCAAGAGAAAGGAAAAAUGCUGAAUAUCAAAAGUAUGUGGAAUCUUUAUUAGAAUAUUUGAUUGAUUAUUUAAGUAGAGUUAGACCUUUACUUGAUAUAAAUGCAGAAUUGGAGGAAGCAAGCAAACAAUUUGAAACAGAAUGGGAAAAUAGUACAUUUCCAGGAUGGCCAAAAGAAACUGGUAGUGCUUUAACUCAUGUAGGUGCUCAUUUAGAACUUUCUGCUUUUUCUUCAUGGGAAGAGCUUGCAUCUCUUGGUUUAGACAGAUUAAAAUCAGCAUUAAUGGCUUUGGGUUUAAAAUGUGGUGGUACAUUAGAAGAAAGAGCUCAAAGACUUUUUAGUACAAAAGGAGAAGCAUCUUUGGAUCCAAAUUUAUUAGCUAAAAGUAGUAAAAAUAGAAAAUCUGGAAAGGGAAGAAAUUCUGAAAAGCAAAAAGAAAUUGCAUAUUUAGAAUCUCAUGUAUAUAAACUUGCAGAAUUGGUAUCAACUCAACGUGUAGCCACAAAAGAAAAUGUUCAAAGAAAACAAGCCAGAACAGAAGGUGAGAGAGGAGAUUCUGAUGCUGAAGCUAGUGCUAGUGAAUCAGAAGAAGAAGAUGAUAACGAAGUUCCUUAUAAUCCCAAAAAUCUUCCUCUUGGUUGGGAUGGCAAACCAAUACCAUAUUGGUUAUAUAAAUUACAUGGCUUGAAUAUUAGUUAUAAUUGUGAAAUAUGUGGAAAUUUUACAUAUAAAGGACCAAAAGCUUUUCAAAGACAUUUUGCAGAAUGGAGACACGCACAUGGUAUGCGUUGUCUUGGUAUUCCAAAUACUGCACAUUUUGCCAAUGUGACACAAAUAGAAGAUGCCUUAGCUUUAUGGGAAAAAUUAAAAGCUCAGAAACAAGCAGAACGUUGGCAACCAGAACAAGAAGAAGAAUUUGAAGAUUCUCUUGGAAAUGUUGUUAAUCGUAAAACAUAUGAGGAUUUAAAAAGACAAGGUCUAUUAUAGAUAUAUUUUUAUCAUAUUACAAAGUGUCAUACAUUUCAUUUAUAUACUUAAUAUCUGCCUAUUAUUUAUAUUAUCUGUAAUAUCAUAAAUAAUAAAAAUUAUUUAUAUAAAUUCUAA
This is a messenger RNA of Apis dorsata (giant honeybee), 1701 nucleotides long. RefSeq names its product splicing factor 3A subunit 3 (gene noi). Gene Ontology annotation, cellular component: spliceosomal complex; nucleus. Bases 79 to 1584 code for a protein of 501 amino acids. Gene Ontology annotation, molecular function: RNA binding; zinc ion binding. NCBI's taxonomy places the organism in Eukaryota, Metazoa, Arthropoda, Insecta, Hymenoptera, Apidae. The record is from RefSeq and is a predicted model, not a curated record. The transcript is spliced from 2 exons. Gene Ontology annotation, biological process: mRNA splicing, via spliceosome.